GUUUCAAGCACAUACGGCCACAGUCAGCUGAAAACUGGGCAUCCCGUCCGCUCUGCCAUACAUAAGCAGUUGAACGGCAGAUUAGUACUACGGUGGGUGACCACGUGGGAAUCCCUGCUGCUGUAUGUUUUGCGUUCGCCUGUUUGCUCCUGGUCCAAGAUUCUUUUUCUCGUCUGCGUGAACGUGGACUACUUUCCGAGGGAGAGCAAAAAAAAAGUCUCGUGUCUGUGGAAAAUCAUGACUUGGAGAGAAGGACCAUAUUAA
Molecule: messenger RNA, 264 nt
Organism: Aureobasidium namibiae CBS 147.97
Lineage: Eukaryota; Fungi; Ascomycota; Dothideomycetes; Dothideales; Saccotheciaceae
Exons: 1
Source: RefSeq, a predicted model, not a curated record